GAAAAAUAAUCAAACAAAUUCUACAAAAAUAUUCAGAAUGCCCUUUUCUGAGGAUGAAAGAAAGAUUUCUCUUCCAAAUUCUUCGGGAUAGUUUUGGGGGAUUCGAUAGGGUUCUCGAUUUCACACUUGCAAAGAGAAUAUUCUUUCCGUAGUAACUGCAAAAGUCAAUUGAGCCUCCCUCCGCUCCAGUCAAUCGUUCAACGCAAACCAAAAUUCUUGGAUCCUUGGGCUUAUUAUCCAAAUUCCCCUCGCAUCAAUCAACAAAUCACAGGACGAGACACAAACGAUCAUGAAUGGCAAUCACGAUUCCUAGUACCCUUAAAGCCGUAGCACUGAAACAAAUCGCCUUCAGAUGCGGCAUCUCAAUCUCGGGCACCAAACCCAUCCUCACGCAACGAAUACAAGAUGAGCUCCCGAGAAUCACCCUCCCAGGCGCAGACCCAUCAUCCGCCACCUCCAAACCCUUGCGCAUCCUAAGCAUCGACAUGGGAAUCCGAAAUUUCUCCUACUGUCUCCUCGAAAUACCUCUCCCCUCCAAAUCUCCCAAGAAUAAACGAAAAUCAAACCCUCCAAUUCCCAUCCUUCAAUCUUGGCAAAAACUCUCGCUUCUUCCUCCAGCCCCUCCAAAUACAGACCCAGCAACCAAAGAAAAACCUCGCAAUGAAUUUACACCCGCUAUUCUCAGCACGGCAGCAUAUAAAUUGCUUCGUCACACACUCCUUCCUCUCUCCCCAACACACAUCUUAAUUGAGCGACAGCGCUUUCGAACCCAUGGAGCGAAACAAAUCCUCGAGUGGACAAUUAGAGUCAACAUGUUAGAAAGUAUGUUAUGGGCUACACUCAAAACAUUAUCCGAGGAAAAAGUAUGGGAAGGAGAGGUAAUUGAGAUAGCGCCGAGGAAAGUCGGUACAUUCUGGGUAGAGGAAAGCGGAUUACUAGACGAAGAAAAAGGAGAAGAAUUCAAAAUAGUCCGAAACACGACAGAGGUGUACGCGAGGAGUAAAGGGGCAAAAAUAGAUUUAGUAAGAAGAUGGCUAGAAGGUGGCGAAAAGCACAAGACUCAAAAGCACAACGAGAUGGUACUCAUUGGAAGCCAACAGGUUCAAGACAUAAAGGAAAGAUAUACAGAGAAAUGGGAUCGCAAAGCCGGGAGAGCAAACGGAAAUAAACCAAAGAGCAAAUCAUCCCCACGUUCAGCAUCAGACACAGCGCAAAAGAAAAGAGAAAAAGAGAUAAUAAAAGAAAAAGAAGAAGGGAUGGGUAAACUAGACGAUUUAGCUGAUUCUCUCCUACAAGGAAUGGCAUGGCUUAAAUGGCAGGAAAAUCGAAAGCUGGCAUUGGAGGAAGGUGUGGAGAUUCUACUGGAUUACUAAAAGGAGGUAACUUCCUAGGUAAACGAAUGAGUAUCUCCUUUGCUCAGUAUACUCUUAUUAAGGUCAUAUACCCCGGGUUUAUUAUUGUCAGGUAUUAGAUUUUAGAUAUUAGAUACCAGAUUCCAUUCACAUUCACAGUUAACU
This is a messenger RNA of Sclerotinia trifoliorum, 1517 nucleotides long. The record is from the annotation of a GenBank genome assembly. Lineage: Eukaryota; Fungi; Ascomycota; Leotiomycetes; Helotiales; Sclerotiniaceae.